AUGGCGUUACUGCGUCCCAUGAUUCGACUAGCUCACCACGGAGCGCCUCCGCAACUGCGACAGCUGCGGAAGUUCGCGACCGCCUCGGACGUGAGAAACCCACAACAAGUGCCCGACAACUAUGUGCGGAUAGUCGAGGUUGGUCCGCGGGACGGCCUACAGAAUGAGAAGAAGUCCAUCCCACUAGCAACCAAGAUCGAGCUGGUUGAGAAGCUGUCCAGGACGGGCUUGUCGUUCAUCGAAGCAGGCUCGUUUGUGUCGCCGAAGUGGGUUCCGCAGAUGAACAAUUCGAGCGAGAUCCUGGAACACAUCCUUGCGAAGCCCGUACCGUCGCCCGUCCCCGUUACGUACUCUUUCCUCGCGCCGAAUGCCAAAGGCAUCGACAAUGCGACGGCCAUACUGCAGAAGAACCCUGAUGCCUUCUUGACGCAAGCGCAAUCCUUCGCCGGACGGAACACUGAGGGAAAGCCGGCCUUGGAGCUCGCCGUGUUCGCAGCUGCUACCGAGAGCUUUUCGAAGAAGAACCUGAACUGCAACAUUGCAACGUCCCUGGAGAAAUUUAGAGAUGUUAUCCAAGGCGCGAAGAACAUCGGUGUCAGGGCGAGAGCCUACAUCUCGGUUGUUCUUGGCUGCCCCUUUGAAGGAUACGAUGUAAACCCUCACAAAGUGGCCGAGAUCGCGGCUUCUCUUCUUGAGAUGGGCGCCGACGAGAUCUCGCUCGGAGACACUACAGGUAUGGGUACGGCACCUCGUACGCAGGAGCUUCUGAGGUGCAUGGCGGCAGCUGGCAUACGCAAAGAAGACAUUGCCAUGCAUUUCCACGAUACCUACGGCCAAGCCCUCGUGAACACGGCCAUCUCCUUGGAGCACGGCAUCAGGACAUUCGAUAGCUCGGUUGGCGGGCUGGGAGGCUGCCCAUACAGUCCCGGAGCGACCGGAAACGUCGCCACCGAAAAUAUGGUGUAUUUCCUGGAAAGCCUCGGGAUGGAUACCGGGGUUGACCUGGAUGCUAUAUCUGACAUUGGCCAGUGGAUUACUGGCGAGAUUGGCAAGGCCAAUGACUCUGCUGUCGGGAAAGCUGUUCUUGGUGCCCGCCGGAGGUCACCGUCCGCUGCUUGA
This is a messenger RNA of Neoarthrinium moseri, 1119 nucleotides long. RefSeq lists its product as uncharacterized. Gene Ontology annotation, molecular function: hydroxymethylglutaryl-CoA lyase activity. Lineage: Eukaryota; Fungi; Ascomycota; Sordariomycetes; Amphisphaeriales; Apiosporaceae. Gene Ontology annotation, biological process: L-leucine catabolic process; ketone body biosynthetic process. The record is from RefSeq and is a predicted model, not a curated record. The coding region runs from base 1 to 1119 and encodes 372 amino acids. The transcript has 2 exons.